UUUGUUUUUGUUAAAAGUAGUUUAUCUCGAGCCAAAUACUCAUCAGAUUCAUCCGAGUGUCCUUCAUAAUUUCAACGCCAUUUGGUCAUUUGAUAUGAAUUUUGUGGCGAGUUAACUGUUUGUCAAAAUGUCUGAAUGAAUUUUCUACUUUAUCAACAAACAAGUUCAUCUCCAUUGUUGAGUGUGAAGUCGUCAUGACAAACUCGGUGGAGCUUACUCUUCUCAUUAUCUAUGCCCUUUCAUUUUACCUUUUCAUUAUUCAUCGAUCUCUUCAAAUCUCCCGCGAUCAUUACACCAAACUUAAUGGACUUCGAUCUGGUUGGAUCUUUCAUCGACUCAAUGAUGUAUCUGAUGCUCAGUGGAGAAAUUUUCGAGGAAAUUUGAUGAUUCUUACAUUAGUGUUUGGAAUCUUCACUCUAAUAGCUACUUCAUGUAGAAAAUAUGGUCUAAAAGCAAAGGGAAUGUCGGUCGUUUGGCUGAUGAUUUCUUUGGUUUAUUUGUCAUAUCUUCAUGGAGCUUGCAUCUCAUACAUCUUGUCUAUAGCUUCAGCUAAUUUUAUCCUAGUAAAGAUAUGCGGGAGAACAAAAUUUGUUUUUCUGCUUUGGAUCUUUAAUCUUACAUUCCUCAUAUGUAACCGUGUUUAUGAAGGGUAUCCAUUUUCCCUUUUUGGGCAAAGUUGGGCAUAUUUGGACAAUUACCGAGGCACUUUUAGGUGGCACAUCUGCUUCAAUUUUGUUAUCCUGCGAAUGAUUAGCUUCGGAUAUGACUACCAUUGGGCAUAUUACUCGAAUUGGUUUGACAAAGAGAAGCACAUCCAACGUUGCAAUGAUUGUUCUUCAGGUAGAACAUGCUACCAGCUAUUGCAGGAGAGAAGUUUUGAGGAUGAUAAAUUCUCUUUCACUAUAUACUUGUGUUACCUGAUUUAUGCACCUCUAUAUAUUGCUGGACCAAUUGUUAGCUUCAAUGCAUUUGCUUCACAGCUUGACACUCCCCAGAAGACGCACUCAUUGAAAAAAGUGGUUUGGUAUGGACUUCGUUGGAUUUUUAGCCUGAUGCUUAUGGAAUCAAUGACACAUUUCUUUUACUAUAAUGCGUUUGCCAUUAGUGGCACAUGGAAAUAUUUAUCUCCUUUGGACAUCUUCAUCAUCGGGUAUGGAGUAUUGAACUUCAUGUGGCUCAAGUUUUUUCUGCUUUGGCGCUACUUUCGCUUCUGGUCACUGAUCAAUGGUAUUGAGGCCCCUGAGAAUAUGCCUAGAUGUAUAAAUAAUUGCUACAACUUGGAAAGUUUCUGGAGAAACUGGCAUGCGUCGUUUAAUAAAUGGCUUGUUAGAUAUAUGUAUAUUCCUCUUGGGGGUACUCAGACGAAGCUGCUAAAUGUGUGGGUUAUCUUCACAUUUGUUGCUGUAUGGCAUGAUCUGGAGUGGAAACUUCUUUCUUGGGCAUGGUUGACCUGCAUAUUCUUUAUACCAGAAAUGAUUGUAAAGUCAACUACAAAUACUUUGAAGGUGGAAAGUUCUGUUGGCAAGUUUCUGUACUGUGAACUUAGUGCUGUUGCCGGGGCCGUCACCAUCACUUGUCUCAUGGUUGCCAAUCUUGUUGGUUUUGUCAUUGGAUCAUCGGGAAUCAAUUGGUUGCUCUCUAAAUUUCUCCAGAAAGAAGGACUACCUACUCUUGGCGGCAUGCUUAUUACGUUUUACGUUGGAACUAAGCUCAUGUUUCAUAUCUCUGAUGCCAAGCAAAAACGCAUCCACAGCAGAUGAAAACAAAGGUUCAUUCCUGGGCAAACAGAACACAAACAACAUGAUACAAAAUCCAUUAGCAUCUCAUGAGAGGACCUCAUCAGUAGAUAUUACUUGGUCAUUUUUGAGGAAUUCAUUUUCACCUUGAAUUAGUCCGUCAACCAACUACAUCUCUCUAUCCCAAACUAGUUAAGAGUUUUUUGUUUCUCUUUUUUUAUUCCAAACUAAUUAAAAGAGUUUUUUGUUUCUCUUUUUUUAUCCCAAACUAGUUGCAGUUGACUAUGGGCUGAUUUGGAAGAUUACUUUGUAGUUGGAUUUGGUAUGAUAAUAGAAGUGCACCAAUAUCCGUAUUUAAGCGAUGUGCAGAUAAUAUUAAAAAUAUUAUUUCUAAUCA
Messenger RNA from Solanum dulcamara, 2133 nucleotides. RefSeq names its product membrane-bound O-acyltransferase gup1. The transcript is spliced from 19 exons. The coding region runs from base 195 to 1760 and encodes 521 amino acids. Gene Ontology annotation, cellular component: endoplasmic reticulum. Gene Ontology annotation, molecular function: acyltransferase activity. Lineage: Eukaryota; Viridiplantae; Streptophyta; Magnoliopsida; Solanales; Solanaceae. The record is from RefSeq and is a predicted model, not a curated record.